AAGAUUUCCUUGUUAUAAAUGAAGAGAAUAAAGAGCAAGAACAUUUUAUGGAUAAAGCAUCAAAUGAUUUUAUAAAUGAAGAAGCUAUGGAUUCUGAAUUUGAAAUAGGAUUUUAUUUUAUUAAAGGUCGCGUUACUCAGAAAAAUAGAGUUCUUUGUCGAAGAACUUAUUUAUGUGAUCAUAAAGGGUUUUACGAAUCAAAUACUGAAAAAGAUAAUGAAAAACAAUUUACUGCCGAAAUGCUGGCCAAUUUUCACAUUCGAAUGCUGUCUUCACAUUGGUACAGUAUAAAAGAAAUUGGCGCAGAGAAGCUAUUUAUAGUAGCAGACAAGUUUUCUAUAGAAGUACUAAAAGCACCUGAUUUUCCAGUUCCGUAUUUGUAUCUUAAACAAGAAAAGUCUGAUUUCCGAGCAGAAAAUUUGACAACUCUUGAACAAAAAAUGAUGUAUGGAAAUAUUCAUGGCACAUACAAAAGGGCCCUUCAUAAAGCAUUACAGAAUAAAACAAAAUCACAACAUUUAAUCAAAUUGCUUAAAGAUUUUGUUGAAGAUGAUGAUGACAAGCAAUUUGAAUCAGAUGAUUUGCAAGAAAUUGAUAGUCUGGAUGAUAAAAAAGAAAAUAGCGAUCCUAUGAUUCCCUAUAUACAAAACCCAAAAAUACACCAUGGUAGAGGUCGUUCCAAAGGUAUCAAACGUUUAAAAUCGGCAUAUGAAAUAUCAAAACCUACAGCAAAUCAAUAUCGAUGCAAAAAGUGUAGUG
Racocetra fulgida is the source of this 759-nucleotide messenger RNA. NCBI's taxonomy places the organism in Eukaryota, Fungi, Glomeromycota, Glomeromycetes, Diversisporales, Gigasporaceae. The record is from the annotation of a GenBank genome assembly.